CAGACUCCAGCCGUCUCCAGUUUCUGAUGAAGCCGAUGAAGGAUUAAACAAAACCUGUGGGGAUUAAAAGAGUUUGGAUUAAGAACAAACUGGAUCAGAACACGCACAAUGACGGACCGGCCAGAGUCACACAGCUGUGAGACCGAAGUGAGUGGCUGGUCAGCAGAGCGGCCGACUGAACUUAAGGAAAUGGAACCCCUGAACCAUGAAAGCACAAUGACAGACAGGCCAGAGUCACCCAGCUGUGAGUCAGAAAUGAGUGGCUGGUCAGUGAAGCGACCAGUUGAACUGAAAGAAAAGGAAUCCCUGAACCAUAAAAGUAAAAAUGUGGACAGGCCAGUUUCACCCAGCUGUAAGUCUGCAGUGACCGACAAGUCCUUGGAUGUGCCGCUUCACUUUAAAGACAAGAACCUCCUUGAGAACCAAAGUCUGGAGUCUGGAUUUGCAUCAACUGCAGACAGCGGUGUAUCUAUGACGAACUGCUCACACGAAGAUCCUCAAGAACACAGGCCGAGCUCUCGCUACGCUGAGGCAGGAGAUGUGGCCUGUGAUCUGUGUGAAGGACCAAAGCUAAAAGCUGUCAAGUCCUGUAUGACCUGCCUUUCUUCCUUCUGUGAGACACAUGUCAGAGAUCACUACACAGUGGAGGCACUGCAGAGACACCUACUGGUGGAGGUCACCAAAAACCUCACCAUACUUCAGGAGAACGCUCAGCUGAAGAAAACAAUCAAGCAGGCACGGGAUGAGAACCAGAGACUGAAGAAGGAGAAUGCUAUACUGAGGUUCCCUGAUUACAUCUGGAAAGAGAAGCUGCCUGUAGCAGCUGAUGUGGUGCUGGAUCCUGCGACAGCUCACCGCUCACUCAUUCUGUCUGACAACGGUAAGCGAGUGCGGCUGGGGGAAAAGAAAACCGUUGAUUACAGUGCACAGAGAUUUGACAAGUAUGAGUGCGUCCUCGCCACUGAAGGCUUCAGCUCAGGAUGGCACUAUUGGGAGGUGGAGGUCAACAAAGAGUUCACUAUUGGGGUCGCCAGAGAGUCGGCUCAGAGGAAGGGAAAGUUCACCUUCUCACCCAGUGUGGGUUACUGGUGUCUCUAUCACUACAGACAGACCUUCACAGCUCUGGAGGAGCCCAGCAGGCCCCUGCCAAUCGACACUGUACCCCGGAUGAUGGGGAUCUGUAUUGAUAUGGGUGAGAAGUGGGUCACUUUUUACAACACAGAGACUAAAACUCACAUUUACACAUUCAAACAUAUGGACUUUGCAGACGGAGAGAAGAUCUACCCUGUAUUUAACACCUUGGAGAAAUCAGUGGAUCUGAAGAUUAAGACUUUAAGAAGAGACCUGUACAGCGGAUAUUUUGUCUAAAUAUUGGCAUCACUGAUCAGAUUGUAGACGGCUGCUUUCAAGUUCACUGCAACCCCCGAAUGUUCCUUUGGACAAAGUACUUUGAUACUUUGAAUAAAAUUACUCUAAAAACUAUGUACAGUAAAGAAGCACAAAGAAUCAUAGAGACUCAACAAGUUGAGUAUUUCUGCUUGACUGUGACUGGUUGUUGAAAGUAAAAAUAAGAUAUUUUGUGCGAUGGCAUGUACUCAAACAUGGCCAUCAGACUUCUGGCGACCAAAUGGAUAAUGCUUUCCAGAAUGCCCUGUCUUCAGGCUUCUUAAUGAUUCAAAGGCAUCAAUAUUCAUCCAGUCCUGCUUUUUUUAUUGUCCAGUCCAGUUCUGAUCCUGGUUUGUGGAGACACAUUAUUACAUUUGAAGAUCCUCUUAAGUUUCUUCAGCCUGGUUCUUCCAGUACACUUCCUAGUAUCAUUCUGUGUUGAAUCUCUUAAUGGCUGGAUCCUCUGUUGCUAUUGAUUGUCUCCAUCAGUCUCCAGUAGUGGUAAUAUUAGUGGUCUUUCCAGUUGUUAUCUUUGUCAUCUGUUGAGCCAAAUUCCCAUCAUUUCACUCUUUCCUUAUAAGGACCUCUAGGUUGUCUAUCUAUAGAUAAAAUACAUGUGGUGACAGUGGACAGCCUUGCUCAUGUGGGAUCAGUCAGUUUGUCCAUUUUCUGUCAAUUGUUCACAUUCUAUCAUGGCUUGUGGGUCAAUAUAGAGGUUCCUGAGAUGAAAUGAGAUGAGAUGUGAAUACUAUGAGAUGCUGUGGUAUUCACAUAUUUCUGAGGGUAUUCCUUAACUCUAUGUGGGCGACACAGUUGAAGGCAUCUGUGUAGUCAAUGAAACACACUGACCCCCUCCUUCAAUGCGAUUAUCCGGUGUGCAUCAAUCAUGAUAUCUGUUUUCUUCUGCCUUUUCUGAACGUUGCUCUUUUUGUGUAAAGGUCUAGUUCACAUUGACAGAGCUUCAUUAAGGCCUUGUUCAGACUGCCAGCCCAGGUCCGAUUUCUGGCAUAUCCAGAUUGUAUCCAGAUUGAUUUCUGUUAGUAUGGACAGCAAAAAAAUAAAUAAAUAAAAUAACACAAGAACUCCAAUUUUUGCAAAUCGGAUACAACCCACAUUUGCAUGUGGUUUGAAAUAUGACCAUCAGAGCGUCAGUCUGGACACUCUGCCCGCUACAUGACAAAGUAGCUAUGUCAUUAAUGAUGCCUUCGUCAGUUACACUGGAACACAUACAGAUAGACUGGUGAUGUCCGCCCCAAUCAGAUCUGCCCCCUUGCAAAUACCAGGAUGAGGACUUCUACACUUUUACUGUAGUUAUAAAAUAUCACUAUUGUAGAGAGUUGGUGUGCUUCAUUUAACAGAGAUCAUGUUUUAGUAGGAUAUUAUUCUGAAUGAUUGACAACUGAUACUCUAAGACUUCUUGUGGUCCUGCUUCUUUUUCGUUUUCAUCUUCUUCUUCUUCAUUAUUAUCAGUCUUGUUAGUAAUAUACAUAAAAUCUUGUUUAAAUUUUAAAAAUAAAACA
Molecule: messenger RNA, 2906 nt
Organism: Pygocentrus nattereri (red-bellied piranha)
Lineage: Eukaryota; Metazoa; Chordata; Actinopteri; Characiformes; Serrasalmidae
Product: ret finger protein-like 4B
Exons: 6
Coding region: 109-1368 (419 amino acids)
Molecular function (GO): protein binding
Source: RefSeq, a predicted model, not a curated record